AUGGGUCCACCAGCAGCACCAGUCCAUGCGGAGGCAGCAGCACCGCUGGUGUUCGUGGCUGGAAAAGCUGGUCCCAGUGCAGUGGAUCACGUGGCAGCUGAGCGCUGGAGAGCGCACUCCGUCUCCAUCAUGGUCGCCAACGUGCUGCGCCUGUUUGCGAUACCGCAGAUCAGCUACGCCUCCACAGCCCCGGAGCUCAGCGACUCCACGCGCUAUGACUUCUUCUCCCGGGUGGUGCCGCCCGACUCCUACCAGGCCCAGGCCAUGGUGGACAUCGUGAGGGCACUGGGAUGGAACUAUGUGUCCACGCUGGCCUCUGAGGGCAACUAUGGCGAGAGCGGGGUUGAGGCCUUCGUUCAGAUCUCCCGAGAGGCUGGGGGGGUCUGUAUUGCCCAGUCUAUCAAGAUUCCCAGAGAACCGAAGCCGGGAGAGUUCAACAAGGUGAUCAGGAGACUCAUGGAGACACCCAAUGCCCGGGGCAUCAUCAUCUUUGCCAAUGAGGAUGACAUCAGGCGGGUCCUGGAGGCCGCUCGCCAGGCCAACCUGACUGGCCACUUCCUGUGGGUCGGUUCCGACAGCUGGGGGGCCAAGACCUCGCCCAUCUUGAGCCUGGAGGACGUGGCCGUCGGGGCCAUCACCAUCCUGCCCAAAAGGGCCUCCAUCGACGGAUUUGACCAGUACUUCAUGACUCGGUCCCUGGAGAACAACCGCAGGAACAUCUGGUUUGCCGAGUUCUGGGAGGAGAAUUUUAACUGCAAACUGACCAGCUCAGGUACCCAGUCAGAUGAUUCCACCCGCAAAUGCACAGGCGAGGAACGCAUCGGCCGGGACUCCACCUACGAGCAGGAGGGCAAGGUGCAGUUCGUGAUUGAUGCAGUGUACGCCAUUGCCCAUGCCCUCCACAGCAUGCACCAGGCGCUCUGCCCUGGGCACACAGGCCUGUGCCCGGCGAUGGAACCCACCGAUGGGCGGACGCUCCUGCAGUAUAUUCGAGCUGUCCGCUUCAAUGGCAGCGCAGGAACCCCGGUGAUGUUCAACGAAAACGGAGAUGCGCCCGGGCGGUACGACAUCUUCCAGUACCAGGCCACCAACGGCAGUGCCAGCAGUGGCGGGUACCAGGCGGUGGGCCAGUGGGCAGAGACCCUCAGACUGGAUGUGGAGGCCCUGCAGUGGUCUGGCGACCCCCACGAGGUGCCCUCGUCUCUGUGCAGCCUCCCCUGUGGGCCGGGGGAGCGGAAGAAGAUGGUGAAGGGCGUCCCCUGCUGUUGGCACUGCGAGGCCUGUGACGGGUACCGCUUCCAGGUGGACGAGUUCACGUGCGAGGCCUGUCCGGGGGACAUGAGGCCCACGCCCAACCACACCGGCUGCCGCCCCACGCCUGUGGUGCGCCUGAGCUGGUCCUCCCCCUGGGCAGCCCUGCCGCUCCUCCUGGCCGUGCUGGGCAUCAUGGCCACUACCACAGUGGUGGCCACCUUCAUGCGACACAACAACACGCCCAUUGUCCGGGCCUCGGGCCGAGAGCUGAGCUACGUCCUCCUCACCGGCAUCUUCCUCAUCUACGCCAUCACCUUCCUCAUGGUGGCUGAGCCUGGGGCCGUGGUCUGUGCCACCCGCAGGCUCUUCCUGGGCCUAGGCACGACCCUCAGCUACUCUGCCCUGCUCACCAAGACCAACCGUAUCUACCGCAUCUUUGAGCAGGGCAAGCGCUCGGUCACACCCCCUCCCUUCAUCAGCCCCACCUCACAGCUGGCCAUCACCUUCAGCCUCACCUCCCUGCAGAUCUACAUUCAGACAACCACACUAACGGUGUCCUUGAGCCUGAGUGCGUCGGUGUCCCUCGGCAUGCUCUACGUACCCAAAACCUACGUCAUCCUGUUCCACCCGGAGCAGAAUGUGCAGAAGCGAAAGCGGAGCCUCAAGGCCACCUCCACGGUGGCAGCCCCACCCAAGGGCGAGGAUGCAGAGGACCACAAGUAG
This is a messenger RNA of Mandrillus leucophaeus (drill), 1977 nucleotides long. RefSeq names its product glutamate receptor, metabotropic 6 (gene GRM6). Gene Ontology annotation, cellular component: membrane. The transcript is spliced from 10 exons. The record is from RefSeq and is a predicted model, not a curated record. Lineage: Eukaryota; Metazoa; Chordata; Mammalia; Primates; Cercopithecidae. The coding region runs from base 1 to 1977 and encodes 658 amino acids. Gene Ontology annotation, biological process: regulation of synaptic transmission, glutamatergic; G protein-coupled glutamate receptor signaling pathway. Gene Ontology annotation, molecular function: adenylate cyclase inhibiting G protein-coupled glutamate receptor activity.